UUACCCUUCAUUUCAAAUUCACAAUACUCUCACAGAUUUCCUGACCUUAUUUAAGUCAUUUAUCCGGACAUCUUUGAAAGAUUUAUGAAAUAAUUGACACAAAAGGCUUUAUACAGUGAUAAAAUAUAAAACUUUUGUUUUAUUUAGAAGCAAAUAUAUCUGCAAUGUACAACUGGACCACAAUGCUUUUGGAAGCAUUCAUUGCCUUUAUCUGUUUCUGCACCAGGAUGUCGGAAGGAACCUAUGUAACUCAGCCAGCUGUGAUAGUCGCUAGCAGGCAUGGAGAGGCCACACUGACAUGUAACUAUAGCGGUUUUGGAGAAAUGGAAGAGAUACGUUUCAGCCUCCUGAAGAAAACAGACAAACAUGCAUUGGAGAUUUGCGUUUUUUCUUUUAACACUAUGUAUGAACCAGCUGCUAUUGUAGACAGCAUCACAUGUCUAGGCAUACCCAGUACACACAAUGUAACCUUUAACAUCUCAGGCCUACAAGAAAAGGAUACAGGGCUGUACAUCUGUAAGAUGGAAGUCAUGUAUCCUCCUCCUUAUCGGGCUAGUGAAGGGAAUGCAACCUUUGUUUACAUCAGUGAUUUGACAUACCAAUGUGCACAAUCCAUGGAGCCAGGAGAAUCCGACAUGUACAACUGGGUGUUACUCACAGUCUUUGUGGUUUUGUUGUUGUAUAGUUUCAUUGUCACAAGCAUCCUUCUCUGUAAGAAAAGAAAAAGAAGAUGGGAUAGUGGACAUUUUGAGCAAAUGCUUCAAUCUCAUUACAAGAAUUAUCAUCCUUAUUAUGUUCAAUUCUGAAUUUUAAAGUAGGUUGGAAACCUCGGUUUUACUGUGUGAAACAGCAUCAAUUUUAGCAGUAUCUAGUUAUAUUAUGUUCUUAUGUGGAACAAUUGCUAUAUUAUAGAUCAUUUUGGGCAUCUUAUUGUAAGGCAGAUUUUUGCCUAAAUUCACCUAUAAACCAUGUUGGAUACUUUUUGGGUGUUGAUCAUCAGAAACAAAAGCACUUAUAGCACAGACACAUGGGUGUCUGUGUAAAUAUGUCACAGGGAUCAUAAUUAAUAUGGCCACUUAAAUAGCAAGAUACUUGAA
Messenger RNA from Bufo bufo (common toad), 1097 nucleotides. Its product is annotated as cytotoxic T-lymphocyte protein 4-like. The record is from RefSeq and is a predicted model, not a curated record. The transcript has 4 exons. Gene Ontology annotation, biological process: regulation of T cell proliferation; immune response; T cell receptor signaling pathway. The coding region runs from base 165 to 806 and encodes 213 amino acids. Gene Ontology annotation, cellular component: membrane; external side of plasma membrane. NCBI's taxonomy places the organism in Eukaryota, Metazoa, Chordata, Amphibia, Anura, Bufonidae.